This is a messenger RNA of Anopheles stephensi (Asian malaria mosquito), 1238 nucleotides long. It is a transcript of the gene CIA30, whose product is annotated as complex I intermediate-associated protein 30, mitochondrial. Gene Ontology annotation, biological process: mitochondrial electron transport, NADH to ubiquinone; mitochondrial respiratory chain complex I assembly. NCBI's taxonomy places the organism in Eukaryota, Metazoa, Arthropoda, Insecta, Diptera, Culicidae. The transcript is spliced from 2 exons. The record is from RefSeq and is a predicted model, not a curated record. Gene Ontology annotation, cellular component: mitochondrion. Bases 177 to 1160 code for a protein of 327 amino acids.
UCGUCGUGGUGCCGAUUGCACCAUAAUAUUUUGCUGUCACUUAACCAAACGGCGUAGGAUUUUGUGCCGGAAUUUAGGUCCGGGAACGAUGUGAGGUGGCCAUCCAGUUCGAUUAGCUAACAAAGCAUCCCUAUACCGUACCGCAACAUACACAGAUACAGAUAGAGCUAUUGGGAAUGUAUACACUUCGCCAUCGAUUUGUGGCACUCGGUAGAAGCUGUGAGCGAGAGUAUCAUGCUCUACCGAAAAAGGCCAGUACCAUUGCAUCCACCAGACAGCAGUACGGCAAUGAAAACUGCCGGCUGCUAGUACGCCAACUAGAACCUAACCUCAUCCGACCGGGUGUCCUCUCAAGCGGACUGUUUUGGGAGCGUCAUCGGAAGGGUGGCUACGAGAAGGAGCAUCGCGUUCUCACCAAGGAAUCGAUCAUCAACGGACUGAAGGAGCUGAGGACGGAGUUUGCUCUGUUUCAGCAGGAAUGGAAGGAGAAGCUCGAGAGCGAUCCGCUCGUUGUGUUCCGGCCGGGUGAGAUCGAUGUAGCGUUCGGGUUUGAAAAGCAAGAGGAACUAGACCGGUGGGUCGUUACCACGGACAAGGAUCACGGUGAAGGAUACUCGCAGGCAACGCUUGAACUAAGCCCGGCUGGGUAUGGGUUGUUUCACGGGACGCUAGAAUCACGGGUACCGAAGGAUGGGCGUAUCAAGCGGGCCGGUUAUGCUAAUAUCAAGAGUCUACGCGUAAGGAAGUCUUUUAAGCGGGAUGCAUUCUACGACUGGAGCCAGUACAAUACGCUAGUGCUGAAAGUACGCGGCGAUGGACGCUCGUACCUGAUUAAUCUAACCGCGGAAGGUUAUUACGAUAUCCUGUGGAACGAUAUCUACCACUAUGUGCUGUACACUCGCGGUGGUCCACACUGGCAGAUUGCGAAAAUUCCCUUCUCGAAGUUCUUCCUAGCGUCGAAGGGUCGCGUGCAGGAUCAGCAGGGACCGGUGCCGCUGAACCGGAUCACGAAUGUGGGUUUCUCCGUUGGGUCUCGGGGUGGCCACGAGGGUAGCUUUCGCCUAGAAUUUGAUUUUAUCGGGCUGGAGUUUGAUCCGUCGCAUCAGGAAGAGUUUGCGUACGAAAUGUACCGUCAGCCGAAGUAUAUUGUAGGGACGUAGAGAACAAAAUCCUUGAAGUUGAGCUGCUUUGUUUAGGAAAGUUGGAUGAAAUAGAUACGCUUAUCUCAUGCUAAUGAA